Molecule: messenger RNA, 869 nt
Organism: Pichia membranifaciens NRRL Y-2026
Lineage: Eukaryota; Fungi; Ascomycota; Pichiomycetes; Pichiales; Pichiaceae
Exons: 1
Coding region: 107-601 (164 amino acids)
Source: RefSeq, a predicted model, not a curated record
ACCCAUCUAUGGCUGUCACGGUCCCGCAAGCAAUCCUGAUGUCGCGCUUACGUAACUUCAUCGGCUAUUUUUGCCUUGUUUCUUCACCACAGAAGAGACUGGGGUGAUGGUCUUGUCGUCUUCAGCCAGGGUGCCGUCGUUUCGUAAAGCCGGGCAGAGAGUGCAUACGCAAAUGCAGUAUAGAAACUUUGAUCCAGAGACCAACCGACCAAUCACUGCGCUGGAGUUGUUGCAGAAGCUCGAGGGAAAUGCCGAGCUCGAGGUGGACAUUCUCGACAUCACGGACGUGAUAACGAAGAAGGAGGAGAGCAGAACACAGGAACAGGCCCAGACGAGUGCGCACAAGGAUAGGGACAUUACCUCCCGGAUGUUGGACAGGUACAGCAAGAUUGCAAAGACGAUCAACAAAAAGUCUGUCAAGAGGCGGCAGGCCGGCACUGCUGCGAACUCGACAAGGACCGGCUCUAGUGGCAGGACUCAGAUUGCCGAGUUUGAAGAAUACCUUAGCAGCAAGUACCCACAGGCUGGUGUGGACACGCAGAAAAAGCUUUCACUCGUGCUGACGCAACGAAUAAAGGAGCUUCUCGGGAGCAAAGAGUGAGUGACUCGAAACAGGAACUUGCUUGGGGGGCAAAAAAUGCAAAAAACUAUGGACAACUCGUGGUGAGUCCUAGGUAAGUGUAUCUAUAUACGUACAUGUCACUGGCGAAUAUAUUGAAUGGGAAAGAAUAGAGUGGAGUGGAGUAGAAUCAGUAAGCAUCAUUCGUAGACCGCAGCAUAUCCGUAUAAGCCUGAGAAGAUGAAAAAUGCAAAUGAGCCACCGAGAAGAAUGGUUCUCAAACUGAUCUUGGUGGAAACGUACUGUCCCA